UUAGUAUUUUUGUUUGUUUUGUAAGAAAGUGUGCUAACAACUGAUAUGCAAUGUAUUAGUUCGGUUCCAUCAUCCCAAUGAGAGUAGUAUGUUGAAGGAGAGCAGAGGGAGGUGCGAUUUUAUGUGGAGUGAACCCAUUUGCCAGCACACACAGGACCAUGGCACUCUCGUGAGAUAAACGAAAGGGGAAAUUUUUUUAUAGCCCGUACCUUACCCUAAGCACUUUCUCUGUACCUUACACAGCCCAUUAUCCUACUCCACCCACCAAUAUCCCCAAUUUUCAAGGGAUCCCUUUCCACUGCAUUUUGAAUCCUCUUUUUAGUGCAGUUAAACGAUAACUAACCUCUAAUGAUAAUAAUAAGCGUUAAAUGCACGUCGAGACAGUUUCAGCAAGUUUCUCUCACCCAUUACCCCAAAUGUUGUUUUCCCUCUCUGGGUUUUACUUACUGUGUCCCGAUCUAGUUGGGUUUGGGCUUUAUCUGAUGAGAAAAGCAUACCCACUUCAGUUUCUUGGACAUGAUUGGCAAAUUAGUUCUCCAACAGAUCUGAGUCUCUGUAAAGAUAUUUGCAGCACCGCAAAGGAUCUCCUUUGUAUAUAACUUGGUACGAAUCUGGUUAGCUCCAUGAAGUUUUCGAUCAAUGUGGUCCAAUAGGGAAAGUUAGUUAGGGUGAAUGGAUGAUUGUGAAUCAGGGCAAGCAUCAAGGAAGAGCAAAGCUGCGGAGAGCCCAAGAGUAAGACCACCGCUGGUUCUGGCAGAAAAGAACAAUGCAGCCACAGCAGCCACCACCAGACGCUCAACAACAAGGGAAGUUAGUUCUAGAUAUAAGUCACCCACUCCUGUUACUCCGUCUGGUACUCGUAGAUGCCCAUCACCAAACCUUACAAGAACGACGUCUGCCUCAACCUCACAGUUGUUUCCAAAGAGGUCUCUCUCUGCAGAAAGGAAGAGGCCUUCAACUCCUCCCUCCCCAACUGCACGAAGACCUUCUACACCAACCAAUGAUGCAUCUGUUGAUGGGAAAUUGUUGUCCAGAAGGGUCACGGGUAGCCGUUUGCCAGACAGUCUAUGGCCUUCCACAAUGCGAAGUCUGAGUGUUUCUUUUCAGUCAGAUACCAUUUCCAUACCUGUUAGCAAGAAAGAGAAGCCAGCUGCUAAUGCUUCUGAUCGGACUCUGCGACCGUCUUCAAAUGUGGCGCACAAGCAGGCUGAAACUCCAACCGUAAGAAAGCCUACGCCAGAGAGAAAGAGGAGUCCUCUUAGAGGGAAGAACGCUUCUGAUCAGUCUGAGAAUUCAAAACCAGUUGAUAGCUUGUCUUCUCGGUUGAUAGAUCAACAUCGUUGGCCCAGUAGGUUAGGUGGGAAGGUAUUCUCUAAUGCAUUGAACAAAAGCUUUGAUUGUGCUGCUUUGAACACUUCAGUUCAGGGAACUGGUGUUUCUUCACCGAGAAGGUUGUCUAUAUCAGAUGAAUCACGUAAACCCUUGCAAAGGUCUUCCAGUGAUGCUGUAAGGCUGGUAUCACUUGUUGGAAGUGGCAGAAUAGGAAGCGGGGUGAGAUCAGUUGAUGACUGCUCUCCACGUGAAUUGAGACCUCACAAAUCUGCUUCUGCAACUACAAUUGCAUUGGCUGGAGUCAGAUCUCAGUCCAUGUCAACGCCAGGAUCACGAGUGUCUUCACCGAGUAAGACCUCGGUGCUAUCCUCUCCUAGUUCAAGAGGUGUCAGUCCAUCUAGGUCAAGACCGUUAACUCCUCCUUCUAGAGGGGUCAGUCCUUCUCGAAUUCGGCCAACCAAUUCAUCCAUUCGAUCAAACAAUUCAAUCUCAGUGCUCAGCUUUAUUGCUGAUUUUAAAAUGGGGAAAAAGGGCGUAUCCCACAUAGAAGAUGCUCACCAAUUACGGCUUCUCUACAAUAGAUACUUGCAAUGGAGGUUUGCCAAUGCAAGAGCUGAGGAUGUUCUUUAUAUCCAAAAUGCAAUUGUGGAGAAAACUCUCUAUAAUGUAUGGAUUACUACUUUGUCCCUGUGGGAGUCUGUGCUUAGGAAGAGGAUCAAUCUUCAGCAGCUAAAGCUUGACCUUAAGCUGAAUUCUGUUUUGAAUGAUCAACUGAUGACCUAUCUUGAUGAUUGGGCUGUACUUGAAAGAGACCAUAUUGAUGCUCUAUCUGGAGCCGUGGAAGACUUGGAGGCCAGCACUCUUCGUCUUCCUGUAACUGGAGGAGAAAUUGCAGAUAUCGAGCAUUUGAAAGUUGCUAUCUGUCAAGCAGUUGAUGUCAUGCAAGCAAUGGGAUCUGGUAUCUGUUCCUUGCUCUCACGGGUUGAGGGCAUGAACAGUUUAAUUUCUGAAGUUGCUGUCAUAGCAGUUCAGGAAAAGACCAUACUUCACGAAUGUGAAAUGCUAAUGGCUUCAGUAGCAGCUAUGCAGGUUGAAGAAAGUAGCCUUUUGACGCAUCUUAUGCAAAUCAAAUAAGCUUUGGGGACAAAGCAAGUAGCCAAUUUGGGAACCUGACCUGCUGCUUAGCUAACAAGUUUUAACUCAUUUCUUGCGGCUUCUGCCAUAGUAUCAUAUCUAAAAUCUUUUAAGUUUACCUUUGUAAAUUUUCUAAUAGUUUUUUUUUCCAGUUAAAUAUGCUGGAAUCCAUAGUUUUAUUACACUUUUUCUUCUUUUUCCCCAAUACUAGAGGCCGUAGGUUUCAACUUGUAAUUUUUUUAUCAGGAUAAGGAAAAGAAAAUGAAAAAGCAAUGGAGCAAAGUAUCAUUCAAAUUUACCUUUUGUUAUUAUCAUAUUUAUUAAUAGCUAUGUAAUUU
This is a messenger RNA of Vigna umbellata (rice bean), 2804 nucleotides long. RefSeq names its product AUGMIN subunit 8-like. The record is from RefSeq and is a predicted model, not a curated record. Gene Ontology annotation, cellular component: nuclear microtubule; cytoplasm. NCBI's taxonomy places the organism in Eukaryota, Viridiplantae, Streptophyta, Magnoliopsida, Fabales, Fabaceae. Gene Ontology annotation, biological process: spindle assembly. Gene Ontology annotation, molecular function: microtubule binding.